Messenger RNA from Penicillium salamii, 750 nucleotides. NCBI's taxonomy places the organism in Eukaryota, Fungi, Ascomycota, Eurotiomycetes, Eurotiales, Aspergillaceae. The record is from the annotation of a GenBank genome assembly.
AUGCCCGAUUUCCAGAUUAUAUCCUCGCUUCGCUUCGAUCCAGCCCUCCCUGAAGCAGCUGCGCGCUAUUCGUCAUGCUACCCGGAUCCCGACAAGACGCCCUACUACCUUGUGCGCUACCAUCAAGACCGACUCAUAGCAGCUGCUCGUGAAUUCGAGUGGGAGGAGGCAUUGAAGUGGCUAGAGCAAGAUCUCGAAAGCUUCGAGCACUUCCUCGACGCGUCGAUACCGGAUCGAACCAAGGCGUGGAGGCUGCGCAUUGCAAUCGAUCAUGGUGGAAGAGCAAAGGUCGAGGUGAACGCGACGGCAGGAAUUGAUCUCAUGAGCUUGUUCAUUCCGUCGCUUCAUCCUGCCCCGAGCAAUCCUCCCUGGUGCGUCUACGUUGACUCUGAAACCACCAUCCCGUCCAAAUUUACGAAACACAAGACCACUGCGCGCGAUGAUUACACUUCUGCUCGUCUCAGGCGGGGCAUUACUUCCCCGUCAGACACUUCGGAGGUCCUAGUGGUGAACCCGAAUGACGAGAUCAUGGAAGGCAGCAUCACCACACCGUACAUUUUCCGGGGCCAUAUGUGGAUCACGCCCCCACUGAGCAGUGGCGGUAAUCAAGGUACAACACGCAGAUAUGCACUGUCUCGGGGAUUCUGCAUUGAGCAAAAUAUUUCCCGGCAUGGUCUUGUGGAUGGGGAGCCGUGUUGGUUAAGUAAUGGCGUGAGGGGAUUCUUCCGAGGCCAAAUCUCCUUGUCGUAG